GAGGAGAACUGGCGCAAGGGGCUGAGUCACAAUGACCGUGUGACUGGGGCCCAGUGGGGAAGGGGCACGCAAAGGAGUCCCUUCUGGCCCUCGGGGGCGACCUACAGGCCCAGCACUAAAGCAGACGGAGCCUGCGCGUCACAGGAAGCAGGAGGCCCCACCCACUGGCGCCAGGGACCGGAAGUGAGCGUUGCCCAGGCGUGGCUGAGGGGCGAAGGCGGUCGUGCUGCGAGCGUGGCGCGGCUGAGGUACGGGAGGGUCGCGGUCCGGCUUGGCCUCUCCGAACAGUUCGCCUGUGAGCACUUGAAAUCAGCACCUUCAUUUUCAGCAUGGAAGAUACUUACAUUGACUCCCUGGACCCUGAAAAGCUAUUACAAUGUCCCUAUGAUAAAAACCACCAGAUCAGGGCCUGCAGGUUUCCUUAUCAUCUUAUCAAGUGUAGAAAGAAUCAUCCUGAUGUUGCAAACAAAUUGGCUACUUGUCCCUUUAAUGCUCGCCACCAAGUUCCUCGGGCUGAAAUUAGUCACCAUAUCUCAAGCUGUGAUGACAAAAGUUGUAUUGAACAGGAUGUGGUCAACCAGACCAGGAACCUUGGACAAGAGAGACUGGCUGAGAGCACAUGGCAGUGCCCCCCUUGUGAUGAAGAUUGGGAUAAAGAUUUGUGGGAACAAACUAGCACCCCAUUUGUCUGGGGCACAGCCAGCUUCUGUGGCAACAACAGUCCUGCUAGCAACAUGGUUAUGGAACAUAAGAGCAACCUGGCUUCAGGCAUGCGAGUUCCCAAGUCUCUGCCCUAUGUUCUACCAUGGAAAAACAAUGGAAAUGCACAGUAACGGAAUAUCUCAAAGCAGAUCCUUUAUAGCAGAAGUGCAAAUUGAAAGUGAUGGAAGUCAAACAUGGUGGCACAGACCCGUAAUCUCAGUACUUGAGAAACUAAGGAAGGAGAAUUGUGAUGAGUCUGAGGCCAGCCUGAACUACAUGUCAAGACCCUGUCUCAAAAAAAAAAAAAAAAAAAAAAGUGAUGGAAAGUGUUGAUGUUGCAAUUAGAAAUUCUACUGAGCUUUUGUUAAGUUGGAGAUUUCAACAGACGAGUCUGUUUUUUAGCUUUAUGAAACUCUUGAAAAAUGAGCAAUUAGAAACUCAUCUUGCCUAAGAAAAAAAAAAAAAUAAAAAAAUAAAAAAAAAAAAAAAGAAAAAUGAGCAUUGACAUGAAU
This is a messenger RNA of Cavia porcellus (domestic guinea pig), 1214 nucleotides long. It is a transcript of the gene Gtsf1, whose product is annotated as gametocyte specific factor 1. Bases 330 to 833 code for a protein of 167 amino acids. NCBI's taxonomy places the organism in Eukaryota, Metazoa, Chordata, Mammalia, Rodentia, Caviidae. The record is from RefSeq and is a predicted model, not a curated record. The transcript is spliced from 9 exons.